This is a messenger RNA of Lolium rigidum, 1131 nucleotides long. RefSeq names its product zinc finger protein 8-like. Gene Ontology annotation, molecular function: DNA-binding transcription factor activity. NCBI's taxonomy places the organism in Eukaryota, Viridiplantae, Streptophyta, Magnoliopsida, Poales, Poaceae. The transcript has a single exon. The coding region runs from base 1 to 891 and encodes 296 amino acids. The record is from RefSeq and is a predicted model, not a curated record. Gene Ontology annotation, biological process: trichome morphogenesis; trichome differentiation; response to gibberellin.
AUGAGCGAGCAAGACGCGCUGCAGGCGGCCAACAGCCUUCCCGGCGAGACGGCGAAUGUUGCCCCGGACAUCCACUCCUUCUCCCAGCUCCCUUUCAUGCGGCCCAAGCCGCCGCCGGCGACAGAGGCAGGUGGGUCGAGCCCCACGUCUUCCAUCCGUCUCUUCGGCUUCGACUUCCCGCCCGACGGGGCGGCGUCCUCCGUCACCAACGGCGAUGCUGCCGCCGACAGCACUACUUCUCCCGGCCAGACGGUCGCGGCGGUGUCGGUCUGUGCAAGUGGCGGCGGCAGUCGCAAGUUCGAGUGCCACUACUGCUGCCGGAACUUCCCGACGUCGCAGGCGCUCGGGGGGCACCAGAACGCGCACAAGAGGGAGCGGCAGCAUGCCAAGCGCGCCCAGUUCCAGAGCGCCAUGGCCAUGCAGGGCCACUACCCCGCCCACGCGUACCCGGCCUUCGGCAGCGGCUACCACCAUCACCACCGCUUCCUCGCCGCGCCGGCGCACAUGGCCCGCUACGAGCCGCCACCGCACUACCCCUCUUGGUCCAACCACCACAUCGCGCCCACCGGGCCAGCCGCGGUGCCCAGUUACUACGGCGGCAGCGGUCCCGGCUCCGUGUCCCAGCCGAUCAACGGCAGCCCGGUGCCAGCGGCCGCGCUCUGGCGGGUCCCGGGCGUCAGCGUGACGGCACCGGUGCCGCGGCAAGAACGGCCAACGCCCUUGACUCAUGCCCGACGUGAUGAGAUGGCUGUGGCGUGGGAAAGAAGAGGACAAGCUGGCUCGGCGUCAUCGGCGUCAUCAGCGUCGUCGUCUUCGCAGCAUGAAGCUGUACGCCACGGGGGAGACGCCGCCGACAACAGAGCAAACGUGAGCUUGGAUCUCACCUUGUAAUCCAAUCUCGAACCACUACGGGGUGGUACGUACGGUUAAUUAGUGGGUUCAUGCAGAGAUUAAGAUCCAAGGUUAAUCCUUUUUCUCUAGUUCGUGAAUUUGUUUAGCUCGAUCGAUCAGUGGAGAGAUUUUUUUUUCUUCGGUGCCCAUUUUUGCAGUGUUUUCUCGUCGUUCAGCAGCAGCACUACUCAUUCAUCUUCUUCUCGCAUGGCUUUAGAUUGCUUUGUAAGAAAAAAAAAA